UUCAUUAAGCACGUAUUUACUCUCAGUACAAUUGACGAAAUUACACGGGCGUAAAAAUUUAUGACACAAUUCAUCGAUCAAACAUUGAUAAUUUACCCAUACAACCCGGCCGAGCAAUUUGAUGAAAGUUAUACCGAUUCAUUGUAUAAAAUCAUUUUAAUCAGAACGAUGGGUCUUUGAAACAGUGAAGUUGUGAAAAAUGUGCUAUAAAUUUUGACAGGUGUGAAGAGACUCGUUAUUAUUAAAUACGUGAAUUAUUUUCUUUAAAAAUCGACGACUUCUCUGGACUUUAUCGAAUUGCUAAACGUAAAGAAGAGACGAUUAUGAAAGCCGAGGGAUCGGCUCCACCAGUUGUCAUCCAUCACAAAGUAAAGGUAAAGGAGGAAACGAAAGAAUGCAAUUAUCACCCAGAAAAUUUACAAACGGAAAGCCAAGUACCAACGACAAUGACUGUACCAGUGGUUGGUGCAAGUGCAAACACAAUCACAACAACUUCAACAGCAAACUCAAACAGCACACCCAACCUUUCCAAUCAUCCACCUUCAACAGCCUCAAACUCAUCAACGAACGAGGCAACUUCUCCAACAAGUACCCACCAAAAUUCAAGUGUCAUUUGCCAAGUCCCAUCAUCCACGAGUUCAGUGCACAAUGGCGUUGAACCUGUCGAUUUGGAUCUCAAAAAUAAAGGCAUCCCGUCAUUUCAACCCCGCGACGACAGAGGAACUGACAUGACGAGCAAAGAAAACCGCUCGUCACCAUCCACCAAUAAGUCAAAACUCUUGGGACACAGCAUCAAUGGCCACCCAGAGUUCUCCAGGCAAUUAUCAACUAGCUCAUCAGGUAACGAUAGUCCGAUCUCGUCGCACUCAAUCAAACCGGAGGAUGAGACCGACAUUGGAAAACACGAGGAAUCACCGACAUCUGCACCACCGCAAAUAUCGACCGAAACCAGCACCACCAGCACUACCAGCACCAAUGGAGUAGCUCUGAAUGGUGGUCUCAGGUGUAUAUCCAGUGUUUUCGCGGGUCACGCCAAGCUUAAGAGACUUCUCGGUACUCUAGUGCAAUUCGCUAAUAAUAUAUCAGCGGACACCGGUGACACUGUCCGGAGUCUAGUCCUUGGCCUUCUGAGUGGAACGAUGUCGGCUGAAGAGUUUCAUUCGGCCGUCCAAGAAGCAACUAAUUUUCCCCUCCGAGAUUUCGUUCUCCCAUAUCUCAGACACACACUUCCUGCCCUCAAAAGAAACCUCAACACUGCAGCAAGAGCCAACAAUCAAACGUGUGUGCAAUAUUUACGCGCAAAUGAAUCAGCAGUCCUGGAGACGGUGAGCCUGACCCCGAGCAGUGACACAGUUGAACUCUUUGGUGAUCACAGCACUAAUGGCACAUCAUCAACAGCGACGAACUACAGCUUACGAUCUAGCACUGGAUCGAGUGUUAAUUCACUUGCACACAGUAAUUCACUUCAUCACUACAGCGGUGCCACAAAUUUGGCAACGAAACGUCGAGCCCCUGACACACCGUACGGCUAUGAUAAUGCGAGUGAGGAUUCAUCUUUGUACGGAAAACGUUCGACAAAUCCCUGGAGUCAUCAUCCCCCAACCCAACAGCAAUCAGACAUGUACUGCUGGUAUCAUCCAACGAUUCAGGGUCACUCCCAGGGCCAUCUGCCACCGAAUCUCGUUCAGAUAAAUCAGUUGUCGUCAUUUGGUCCACCCCUUCCUCCUCAGCAACAGCAGCACCAGAUUAAUCACACACCCAGCCAAAUGCAAAAUGGUUCGAGUCUCGAUGACGAAUGGAAGAAUAUCCACGUUAUGCUCAAUUGUAUUCUCGGUAUGGUGGAGAAGACAAAACGAGCGCUGGUGAUACUACAGAGACGCGGGUGUUCCAGUCCAGCUGCUGCAACACCUGCAUCCGGAUUGGCAACGCAGAAUGGCACUAGUAAUGGUAACAAUAUCUCCAGUGCAAAUGGCACACAGAUCGAGUCAUCCAGUGGUGAUCGCGAUGGAAAUUUGAAACGUUUGUCUGGAGAAAUUGUGGCUCAGACUAUCCGAGCUACUGAGGACAGGGUAGCAGCUGAAGUCAAAAGGAGAGCUGAAGAGGCAGUGCAAGAAGUAAAACGUACUGCGAUGAUAGAGGUGCAGCGAGCAGUGGCUGCAGCAGUGGCUGAAUCACGUGCGAGUGAACGAAUGAGGGUCCAACAUCUUCUGGAUAUACCAAUGGCCCAGAGAGGACGCGGGACCAUGCGACAGGGGGCAUUCCUCAGGCUUGGGGGCCAUGUCAAUCCAGAAUCCACUUCGAAGGCGGUUUCAGCCAGUGAAGAUGAGAAAGAGGGAGUUCAUGCUAUGGGAACCAAUUGUUGGAACUGUGGGAGACCAGCUCUGGAGACUUGUGGAGGAUGUGGAAUUGCGAGAUACUGUGGAUCAUUCUGCCAGCAUCGGGACUGGGAAGCUGGUGGUCAUCAUGCUACCUGCAGAUCCAGUCCAACCCACGAAUCCACUCGUUGCUCAUCACCGAGUCCACCAAGACCUGGUAACAGCUCGAAUGAAGCCGACACUCCAACGCCAACGGUCGCCAAAGGGAAGUGAUUGUACAGGAGAGACUAUUCAGUCCUCUCGCGUUUCAAUUUUUCACUUUACACUCAUUCCUGUCGAUGAGCUCCAGAUGGGAAUCAAGCAGAUUAACGAAUUUCAAUGAUUAUUGUUUAAGUCAUUCGUAUUGUUAUCACGUUUCAUCUUUACGUGAAUAUUCAUUGGAUUAAUUCUGGGACGAAGUGAUAUAGAGAGAUAAUCCAAAUUUAACUUCUUUCCCCAUUCUUAAUUAUCAAUUUAUUUCGAAAACUAUCGAUUUGAGGGCGUAACGUCGAAAGACUUUUUUGGAGUUUAUUAAAUUGCAGAUAAAAAAGUUCUUUUAGGUUUUCUCGGAAAGUCGGUAGUCUUUGAGAUUAAUUGCUGGGUAGUUGAACUGGAAUAUUAAAUUAAUUUCAAGUCAUAAUUGUUAGGUAGAAAUGAUGAGUGAUGGUUUAAUAUCCUCAUCGUGCAUGUUGGGUAAGAAUAAAAUCUUCAUUGUAGAGAUUGAGUCAAUUUUCAUAAAAUGUAUUAAUUAUAAUAAUUUAGGAGUUAGUAUUGUUACCAUAUCUUUGUUAUUUAUUAUCAUCAUUUUUUUCAUAAGUCAUAACUGCACCUACCUUUUUAUCCUAGUCAAUUGAAUAGGUACGACUUAAUGUAUAAAUUAUAAUAACAAAUUCAUUCACUCGUUUAUGGAAUUAUAAGAUGUAAAAUUAAUUAUGUACUGUCUAGUCAUGAAACUCAAAUUACCACCAAUUAACAGGAUAUAAUUGAAAUAAAUCAUAGAUUGUGAUGAUCGAAAUUAUCAUUUGUCAUAUGAAACCUUGCUCAAUCUAAUUUUAACGUUAAUAAAUAUCAAUUGUAAUCUUGAAAUCUGAAUUUAGAAUUGAAA
Molecule: messenger RNA, 3459 nt
Organism: Fopius arisanus
Lineage: Eukaryota; Metazoa; Arthropoda; Insecta; Hymenoptera; Braconidae
Gene: nvy
Product: CBFA2/RUNX1 partner transcriptional co-repressor nervy
Exons: 7
Coding region: 324-2588 (754 amino acids)
Biological process (GO): DNA-templated transcription; negative regulation of DNA-templated transcription
Cellular component (GO): nucleus
Molecular function (GO): transcription corepressor activity
Source: RefSeq, a predicted model, not a curated record